AUGCGCCCAGGAAAUAAACAACGUUCCAGAGUUUGGGAACAUUUUAAAAAAAAUGCUGACAAAUCUACAGUAACUUGUCUAAAUUGUAGGACAGAUUUCAAGUUUUAUGGGAAUACAACCAAUUUAAAAGAGCAUUUAAAAAGAAAACAUCCUACACUUAUUGCUAUUCCGUCUGCAUCAAAUGAUCCCGAUACUGAUUUACAAAAUAUUGACAGCCUUGACAAUUUAUCAAAUGUUCAAUUGCCUUCUACUAGUUCAAAUGUACAAAAUCAUUCUUUAACUUCAGCCCAAUCUUGCAUCCCAGCUAAACGAUCGCCUGACUAUCAGCCUUUAUCCAUAGUUGAAAACGUUGGAUUUUUAGAGUACACCAAAAAAUUGCAACCACUUUAUACUCCUCCAAGUAGAAAAUUAUUAACUACAAAACUGCUGCCAGGUCAAUACGAUAUAAUUCUUUCUAAACUAAAAUAUAUGUUAAAAAACGAAAAUGAUGUUUCUGUAACUACAGAUAUGUGGACAUCAGAUUCCACAAAGUCUUAUUUGACGGUUACUUGUCAUUUUAUAUACGAUGAUUAUUUAUACUCGCCAGUUAUUUCUACCAAAGAAGUACAUGGUAGUCAUACAGAAUUUCUUCAAGUAAUAAAAACAUGUCAGGCUAAUGUAGAGCAUUUCAAACAUAGUAGUUUUGCGACAGAUAAACUACAAGAAUUUCAAAAACAGAUGGGCCUCCCUGAAUUAAAAGUUAAACAAGAUGUUAAUACCCGGUGGAAUUCAAAUUUAAUUAUGAUUGAGAUGCUCAUUAAAAUUAAAGAUCCAUUAUCUGCUGCAAUAUCAUCGCUUCGUCGAGAUCCAAAUGGUUUAACAGCAAUAGAGUGGGAUAUAAUAGCAGAUUGUGUUAAAAUAUUGAAACCUUUUGAAAGUAUGACAUCAGAAUUGUCCGGAGAAAAGUAA
Messenger RNA from Myzus persicae (green peach aphid), 948 nucleotides. RefSeq names its product zinc finger BED domain-containing protein 4-like. The transcript has 4 exons. NCBI's taxonomy places the organism in Eukaryota, Metazoa, Arthropoda, Insecta, Hemiptera, Aphididae. Gene Ontology annotation, molecular function: DNA binding. Bases 1 to 948 code for a protein of 315 amino acids. The record is from RefSeq and is a predicted model, not a curated record.